Messenger RNA from Patella vulgata (common limpet), 4446 nucleotides. RefSeq lists its product as uncharacterized. The transcript has 18 exons. The record is from RefSeq and is a predicted model, not a curated record. Bases 227 to 2341 code for a protein of 704 amino acids. NCBI's taxonomy places the organism in Eukaryota, Metazoa, Mollusca, Gastropoda, Patellidae.
UAGUAUUCUAACAACAAUAAAAUGCAGUCUAUUGAAGUUUCUGUUAUAAACCUUUAAAAUAUAACUCUUGUUACAAAGUCGGAAUCCUAGUAACGACGCCAGCUCUCGUGUCGACAUGAUAUAUAACAGUCACAAAGGAUUGCCGGGUAAAGCCAAAUAAUUGAAACUGUGUGAUUGUGUGUUUGCCAAUAAUUAAAGAAUAAUUACUGGUAGUUGGGAGUUCAAAAUGUGGUCAUGGAUAGGACAGUACCAUUCAGAUUUUUUGCACACAGAAAUCGGUGGAUAUGAAGGACGACCGCCAAGCAAAGUUAGUUUUUCUCGGAAUAAGAAAUGUCCUAAGCAUGAGAUGGAGCUUGUGGGAAAAUGGUCGGCGGUAGAUGGUUUAAAGUUGGAACCAAUUCUAUCAAAUUAUCCAAAAAUCAGAAAAUCCAUCAAAAAUAAAUUAAACAGUGAGAAAGGUCUGGAAGAUAGUACUUAUAUAUACUAUAAUUACUAUUACAUCGUUCCUGUUGUCUUCUCGGAUUCAGAUAAAUGGAACUUAGAAGAAGAAAUGUGGUCACUGGAUUCUGUGAUCAUCAGAAAGAAAGAAAGUCAAGGAUUCUUGAAAUAUUUUAAUACUUCUACAAGUAGCAACAAGAAACUGUGUGAUUGUGUGCCGGACAAUUCGAGAAUAAUUACUGGUAGUUGGGAGUUCAAAAUGUGGUCAUGGAUGGAAAAGCAUCAUCUAGGAAUCGGUGGAUAUGCUAGAGGACCACCCAGCAAAUUUAUGCUUUCACGGAAUAAGAAAAGUCGUAAGCAUGAGAUGGAGCUAGUGGGAGAAUGGUCGGCGGUAGAUGGUUUAAAGUUGGAACCAAUUCUAUCAAAUUAUCCAAAAAUCAGAAAAUCCAUCAAAAAUAAAUUAAACAGUGAGAAAGGUCUGGAAGAUAGUACUUAUAUAUACUAUGAUUGCAAUUAUAUGGUUCCGGUCGUCUUCACGGAUUCAGAUAAAUGGAACUUAGAAGAAGAAAUGUGGUCACUGGAUUCUGUGAUCAUCAGAAAGAAAGAAAGUCAAGAAUUCUUGAAAUAUUUUAUUACUUCUACACGUAACAGCAAGAAAGGUCGGUUGGGGAAAAUGACAAAGAAACAUGAAUUCCAGUCUGAUCAAGAUUCAUCAUCUUUUCCAAAUAUCUUACGUUUUGUCGAGCACCAAUUAAAAGAGCCGAAAAACAAUGACUGUUAUAUUCAUUUGUAUUUCGAUGUGAGUUACGGAAAUGUACACUGCGAUACAGAAACCUUCAAGUUGGAAACAGAACUGAUAUCACUACGAGAGAAGUUGCUACAUUCUGUUUCAACAUCAAAUCCCAAUUACAGGUAUGGCUCUGUACUCGUUUUUUUGGCCCCUUUAUUAAUUCGAGUACUUCGGCUAUGCACUACCAUAAAAAUACAAAUAGCGGUGUUCUUGAUGUUAGUGGGUCCAGUGACAACAGAUGUGUUACCAGAUUCUGUGUUCGAGUGGAAAAAUACAACAAAUCCUGUUAUCAGUACUAUGCGUCAAAGAAUUGCCCUGGAGUGGAAAUAUGAAUCUAAAGAACCUGUCAGUAGCAUGGUCUUUACACGUUUUAGGAACAGCGCGGAUCAUAAAGUUCCUGUAGGAAAAUGGACAAAGGAAGAGGGGUUCAAACCAGAUCCCUUCAUAUCAACUGAAUUGAACCUUGUUACAGUUCACAUAAACGGGACGAAUGAGAAGAAAGUAUCUUUGAUACUAGAAAAUCCUAUCCAUAUAGACUACGACCUCCAGUACAACUGUCAAGUGAACUGUGGCGAUCCAUUACCAAGGAAUAAUAUGUCAAUUGAAUUGAGAGCGCUGAAACCAAAAUGGACAGAUUAUGAAGUUGGAAAAAAUGCAACGUUGGGACAAGACGUUACUUUUAUGUUGGAAUAUAAAUAUCCAUUUAAAGCGAUUGCUGUGUUUAUAAGACGAGAAAACAACAGUAACAGUGAAAUGGUCGAGAUAGGAUAUUGGUACCAGGAUAAAUUUACUGACCUGGGUCAGUUUAUCAAUAGAGCGAACGUUACAAAAACACCAAAUGAAGAUCAAACUGGUGAAAAGAUCAGUCUAACAUUGAAAAACGUCACAGUUGAAGAUUUUGGAUGGGAGUAUGUCUGUCAGUUAACACUGGGUGAUGGAGAGCAACUAUUAACAAGAACAACAUUGACAGAAAUAGAAAUGAAGUCGAACACCGUAAUGUCUAGUAAAACACAUUCACGAACAUCAACAGCUGCCAGAUCAACUGUUGAUUACAGUACCAUAAUGUUACUUGUUAUUGUCACCUCUGUUAUCUCUCACAUCUCACAGGACUAGGUUAUCCAAUACGGGUGAUAUUUAUCUUAACAUCACCAUUGUUGUCUCUCUACUGGUGGAUUUUCAGCUUUGUUACCUUCAAAAUUAGUUAGGAUAUCGUGGCCCGAGGAGUAACUGGUUCUGUGUCCACGUUUCACUUAUAGUGAAAUAAAUACUGGCAUAAGAACUAUCUGCGAAUCAACGGGCUUUUAUUUUGGGUUCGUCUAGCUCACAAAGUUAUAUGUCCACUUUCACCAAUAGGAAAUUGUCUGACAAUGAAAAUGGACAUAGUAGAAAAGUAUUGAUUAUUAGGCACCUUAAGUAAAAUGUACAAGUUCAAUAUGGAGAUGGUUUAGUUGACAAAAAGGCCCAAUUUGCAUUGCCUGCAUGCUUUAUGUAACGUUAACCCUUUCGAUGCCAGACGUCCAGAUUUCUAGACAUAGGUUAUUGUUAACUAUAAAGGUUGUAUGUUUAGUUCCCAGUACUGCUAAUAGGUGGCUGACUGUCAGUUUGCCUGUUUUACUUUCGUUUUCGUUGGGAACUUGUGCAAAUUGGACCAAAAACGUUGUUUUCGUCCUAAAAGGUCGUAAUAUUUAUUAGAAUAUUAUGAAAUUGAUGGAAACACUUCCUUUAAAACUAUGUGAUCAGACUUUCUUGAAGCACAAAAUUAUAUAUCCUCGCGGCUGACAAAUUCAUAAGAUUUUGUAAACGACAAAGUCCAAUCUCCAUUUAUCGUAUUUAAGUUAGACCAAAUUGAAUUAUAUUGCAUUUAGAAACACCACAUACUCUGCUAGCUUCUUAUAUUGAUAGCUUUCACAACUGUGAAAAUUUGGUAAAACUUCAUGUAGUUUCAAAAUACACUGAUGCCAAACUUCACACCCAUUUUUCUCAAUUUAAUAAAAAUGUGGACGAGUUAAUCCUCAGCCCACGAUAUUUGAUCCGUGACCAUUUCUAGGGAAAUAAGUUUUGACGACUGUUACCUUUGUUGUGAAAGGUUUAUUUCAUCUGAUUUUACAUACUUGAACUGUUUUUUCUCUAACACUUCUAAUUAUAAGCACUAAUGGAUUGGCAGCCGCCCCUGUAUCAUUAACUCUCUACACGCCACCGACAUGGACACUGUGAAGGGACAUAUUUAGAUAUUGUGGACUUCAUGAUUAUGUUAAAAUUCAUGAUGGUAUAUAGCGAAAUUCAGAACCUUUUUCCCGGAUUAUGCAUGAGUAGCUUUAAAGAGAAAUUUUGAGUUUAAAUAUUUCAAAUUUGUCUUAAAGGUGCUCUUGCAUAAUCCUCUGGCAAGGUUCUGAAUUUAGGUGCAACUUCUAUUAUACAUCCUGCACACCUCAGGUCUAUUUCCUGGCCAGUUUAACAAAACUAGACUAGCAUCACACAGCAUACCUACCAAAUUUAUUUGAAACCGAUUAAAAGGGUUGGAGGAGUCGAAAAUUUGCACGAUCAAGGGGUGUCGUUACCUCAGAACUAUAGGAUCACUCAAUGAGUAGCAUCCAUGUCAAGAUUUAUCAAAAUUAUUCAUUUAAUUUCAGACUAACUCGUAUCUUUAUCAUCUUAUAUUAGGGUUAUCCUUACCAUAUUUCAGAGCUAUUUAUUUAAAAGAAUAAGAAGAUUUUGUAAGAUUACUUAUUUUUGCCCCUUAAAUCGGUUCGGGCUUGAGUGGGAAUACUUUUUUAAAAGUCUAUAAAUGCCCCAAUUUCGCAGCGGUCUCUAUUCAGUGAAUUACAAUUGGAAGAAUACAGUUUUGAUUGUGUACCACGUGUAUACUUCAAUAUCGUAAAACGGCAAAAGAGCUACAUAUCAAUCCUACAUUAUACUGCAUAAAGCCACCUUCACAAAUAUCGAAGACCUGGCUACAUUCUUACUAUGCGCAAAAGUGGUAAGGUCGCGAUAAAAAUCGGAAACCGCUCAAAGCGUAAAGACAACUAUAAUCUGAGUGCGCGGAAAAUAACAUAAUUUUUACAGACUGUAGUCUUACAAUAAUUAAAAAUUUGUGUAGGCUAUAAGAAUCACCAGUUGAAGACUAAUGCCCGGCUUUCUCGUCGGCUACGAAUGCUACGACUACCCCAAAUCGCAAUUAAUCGAAAUUUGUGGUGAUUCGGCAAAAAAAAAAUCAAAAA